AUGAUCUACGACGAGCUUACUGCAUACAUGAUGCAGAAGAUCGCUACCUGCGCGAGCCCUACCGCUUACGCAUACCUACUCGACCGUAUUAUCUUCAAGUACGAAUCAACCCCUCGGUUCCUAAAAUCUCGCAUCGUGGAAAACUGUUCUGCAGUCGAGAUCGCCAAGGCGUUCUAUUGCAAGUACAGUGGUUUCGAGGUCAAGCACCCGUUGCGCAUCGCGACUCUUCUGCAGCGAGGCUUGUUCAAACUCGGUUCCUCUAUUAAGCCCGCCAACUAUCCCCUCCGCGCCCUCACAGUCGAUGGUAGUCUACUCUCCAAUAGCAGACACUAUAUCGACGUCAAGCUGCUUCCAGCUCAUUUCGCUACAUUAUCAUGUACUGAGCAGCGCCUCGCUCCCGAAUUCAGUCUCACUAUUCAUCUGUGGACUGAAAACAGCUCGCGUAAAAGCGUGGAAGAGAUUGCUGCGCAAGGAAUGGCUCUACGUCGCACUCUGCAAGCUCUUAAACCACUGUUCGCGAAGUUGAUUGAGAACGAACCCAAGGCCACUCAAAGCGUCAUAUUGGAGGUUGAGCGCAGGCAAAAAUUAACAUUGGAUAUGGCUCUGGCGGAGAAGUCACCACAAAGGCUGGCUAAGACCAUCUGUAAUUGGUGUUGUGAGUUGCAGGACACGCACUAUCGUGAAAUAGAGAAUGAGCUAACACCACAUAGUCUGAACGCCAACGAAUAUGUUGCAGGAAAUAUCUAA
Alternaria atra is the source of this 747-nucleotide messenger RNA. RefSeq lists its product as uncharacterized. The coding region runs from base 1 to 747 and encodes 248 amino acids. The record is from RefSeq and is a predicted model, not a curated record. The transcript has a single exon. NCBI's taxonomy places the organism in Eukaryota, Fungi, Ascomycota, Dothideomycetes, Pleosporales, Pleosporaceae.